This is a messenger RNA of Salvelinus sp. IW2-2015, 5402 nucleotides long. RefSeq names its product deltex 4, E3 ubiquitin ligase a (gene dtx4a). Lineage: Eukaryota; Metazoa; Chordata; Actinopteri; Salmoniformes; Salmonidae. Gene Ontology annotation, molecular function: ubiquitin protein ligase activity; zinc ion binding. The record is from RefSeq and is a predicted model, not a curated record. Gene Ontology annotation, cellular component: nucleoplasm. Gene Ontology annotation, biological process: protein ubiquitination; Notch signaling pathway.
AUAUCGCUUUUACAGGAAAUGGGGAUGUAGCUCAGUGGUAGAGCGCAUGCUUCGCAUGUAUGAGGCCCCGGGUUCAAUCCCCGGCAUCUCCACAGUUUUUUUUAAAAACUGAAAAUGUAACCUUACGUCUAUUGUCUACACAAUUAAUUAUUGAUUACAACACCAAGUGAUAAUUCGGAGCUAAAGUCAUUCUACCACAUAAAAACAUUUAAUAAUGUAAUUUAUUUAUGACGUUUUAAUUAGAUCUAGUGCUGCUUGCAAAAUGUGCCUCCUUGUCCGCUCAGUCAUGGGCGGAGUAUUGGGCCUUGUUUCUGGAAUUUGAUUGGCUACAUUACCUCUUGCUGAUAGAUAGGGCUGGUUGAAAUUACUGGGUGAAAUGCUUGUCAACGCACUCAUGGCAACAUUUUGUAAAAAAAAUAUUUUUGACCGGGGAUGGCCCACGGAAUUAUUUCUAGUUGUUCCUCGCGUUUAAAUGCAACCCACUCAUAAAACCAAGACACAUCAUGGACCAAUUGCACGACAUGGCUAUGCAGGCUUUCGCGGAGAUUCAAACAAAUAGCCUAAACACAUUGUCUCGCAACAACAGCCUUGGAUUUGCACUACUAUAGGCAAUACUUUCUAACAUAACGAGAUGGAUAGUAGCUAAACCAAGAAAACCCUAGCCUACACUGGAUUGGCUUUGAUUGGAGGUAACGUUAGCCUACGGAAGGCGAACUAAAAGUAUCCGGCAUUGGCGUAGGAUGUUACUAGCGUCGGCCGUGGUGGUAUGGGAAUGGCUGAACGAGCACGGGCGCUGGCGGCCUUACAGCCCGGCCGUCUCUCACCACAUCGAGGCAGUCAUCCGCAACGACCCACGGGGUGGUAGUGUUGUCUUAGGCCAGGUGGACUCUCGCCUCUCGCCCUACAUCAUCGACUUGCAUUCCAUGCACCAGUUCCGACAAGAUACAGUUCUGUGGCGUGACCCUCGUCUCUCUACCGUUACCCCAGGUACCCUCCGACCGGUGCGUCGCAGCUUCUACGACCCCACGUCGGCGCCGGGCCAGGGCUGGCUGUGGGAGUGGGAGAACGACACAGGCUCGUGGACAGCCUACGACACAGAGGUGGGCAUCGCCAUCCAGGCAGCACGCGACCGUCAGCAGCCCUGGCUGGACCUGGCGCCACUGGGCUUCUGCUACCUCAUCGACUUUCAGAGCAUGACCCAGAUCAACGGGCAGACGCAGCGCUGCCGCCGCAUCCAGCGCCGCUCCGACCUGGCUUACCCUCUGGUGUCGGGGCCCCUUCCCAAGACACACCACGCCUGGGGACCCAGCCCUGGAGGACUGCCGGGGGUGGGGGUUUCCGGAGUGGGCAUGGGGAACGGGAAYGGUAGCGCCUACCCCAGCGGCGCCCUGCCGGCCUCUGCCAUCACAUCGCUGGGCCAGCCCUGUGCCUGUCAGCAAUGCAUGCUGGUCCUGAGCGUCAAGGCAGGCGCCAUGGCGACAGCUCACACCCUGGGCAGGAGGCCGCCUCAGAACAAGCCGCCCAGCCCCAAACUAGGUGGUGGUUACUCGGCCAUGGGGGGGUCUUACUCGCUGACUCUCCCCCGCCCCCCCUCCUCCAUGGCCAGGUCCUUGUCCCCCCACAGGACGUCCGCGGGCGGGGCUAGCGGUGGUGUAGGGGUCGGCGGCGGCUUCGCCCACUCGCUCUCCCUCCUGGGUUCGGCCACCGCCGCACUCUCCCUCACCUCUACCCGGCCCCCUCCCCCGCCUCUACCUCCCCUUCCGCCUCCUCCACCGCCUCCGCCCUCCUCCAUCGCGUCCGGUGUCAUUUUUCCUCCCUCCUCUUCCUUCUCCAUGGCGUCCUCCGGCCCACCGUCGAUGCCCGCGCCGGCCCCUCUUCUCAUCUCCACGGCAGCCUCCUCCUGCACCCCCUCACCCUCCGCCCGUGUCCUGGGGCCCGUGUCUUCAGCAGCGGCAGCCUGUGCAGCCCCCCUGCCACCUCGUGCCAGCCUUGCCGGGCUCAGCCGACCCGCCCUGCAGCGCAUCGCCAUGGCCCAGUCCAGAGCCCUCAUCGCCUCCGGUGUCCCAACGGUUCCUGUGAAGAACCUCAAUGGAUCUAGCCCUGUCCACCCUGCGUUGGCAGGUAUUACAGGGAUCCUGAUGAGCGCCGCAGGACUUCCUGUCUGUCUGACCCGCCCUCCCAAGCUGGUGCUCCACCCCCCGCCCGUUAGCAAGAGUGACAUAAAGCCCGUCCCCGGCCUCGGCCACUGCUGCCGCAAGACCACCAAGAAGCAGGCUCGCAAAGGCAAGACCCCUGAGGAAGUAGUGAAGAGGUACCUUCAGAAGGUCCGCAACCCCCCAGAGGAGGACUGCACUAUCUGCAUGGAGGCCCUGGCUGGGCCCUCGGGAUACAAGGGCCCCGGAGUUGGGGGAAUCCAGCGGGCAGAGUCGGUUGGUCGCCUGGCUCAGUGUGGGCACCAGUACCACCUGCAGUGCUUGGUGGCCAUGUACAACAACGGCAACAAGGACGGCAGCCUACAGUGCCCUACCUGCAAGACCAUCUACGGCGUGAAGACGGGCAACCAGCCGCCCGGGAAGAUGGAGUACCACGUCAUCCCCCACUCGCUGCCCGGCCACCCUGACUGCAAGACCAUCCGCAUCAUCUACAACAUCCCCCCCGGCAUCCAGGGGCCUGAGCACCCGAACCCGGGCAAGCCAUUCACCGCCCGGGGAUUCCCCCGACACUGCUACCUCCCUGAUAGCGAGAAGGGACGCAAGGUACUGAAGCUGCUGCUGGUGGCGUGGGACCGCCGGCUCAUCUUCUCGGUGGGCACGUCCAGCACCACGGGCGAGUCGGACACGGUCAUCUGGAACGAAGUGCACCACAAGACUGAGUUUGGCUCCAACCUAACAGGCCAUGGCUACCCCGACCCAGGCCACCUGGACAACGUUCUGGAGGAGCUUAAGGCCCAGGGGAUCACAGAGGAGGAGUGCCUACCCAGAGACUGAGCUAAAGACGGGUCAAUGGGGAAACAGCAACACAGAGACUUGUUCUGACUCUGGAGACUUGAGACCGAGCUUAAACAAUGAACAUACAGACUCAGUGAGACACAAUGGAACGGAGAUGAGAAGAAAUAGACAAAUGAAUAUGUAAAAAAAAAAAAAAAAAAGAGAGAGAAAUACAGAAAUUAACACACAGCGCAACUGUGACAGCAACAGAAACCGAAUGCCUGAAAGACUGCAUACGAGAAGAAAUGACUGAACGGGUGAAAAGAUGAGCCAAGAAAAAGAACCAACGGCACAUUAAACAAAUAGAGAAACAGACAAAUCGACUGUCUGACUGUAGUUUCUAGCGACACUGACUGAGGUACAACAUCAUACACCCUCUGAACAGGUGGGCUGUGGCUCGGCUGCAUGGGUCGGGUGUAUGAUGGAAUGUUUUAGUUUAUUUCUGCUACACUAAUGGUGGCGUCACAAAAUGUCAUUCAGUGAGACGUUUGAGGCAACAGUGCGCAUACAAUUCAGUGUUGGACAGAAGCUGUUGUUUACACUGUGAGAGUUUGACAAGAAUGUACGGAAUCUGUAUUGGUCCAAUUGAAUUCAAUGGUGAACCAAGUUACCAGAGCUGCUGUAAGUGGUAGAAUGAGCACUAAAAAUGGGUAUUAGUGGGGUUAUGAUAGAUAGGCUAACGAAUGGUAGAGGGCAAAAAAGUAUUAGACCACUGGCAGCAGAGUAACAAAUCUCUCAUUACAGAAAACGUUAACGAGAACGUUCAAAAAUAUUUCAUGUUUAUGACUGGAUGUGUGAGCAUGAAUGUGAAAUGCCCUCUAGUGGUACUUAUCGAAAAAUACAUUCCCUUUGCCUCUAUAGGGUUUCUUCUGUAUUUUAUGAAUUGCUGUAUCAUUUUGAAAAUGCAUUGUUGUACAUUUUAAAUAGUUGUUAUAUAUUGGCUCGGUYGAGUUUAUAUCAUUUUUACAUUCCAUUUUGUUUUUACCUGGUUAACGUUGUAUGUUGUCUGUUUGAUUGCUAUAGCAUUAUUUUCUAUAUGUGACAUUGUAAGGAAAUGAGUCAAGCUUGAGUCUUCCUCGAGAGGGCUCCUAAAUAUUACAAGCCUCUGUGGGUGUGUGUUAAUAUCUGAGUUUUUACCUCGGACGAUUUAAGACUCAUCCGUUGCCAGGCACUUUCAGUAUUAAUGAUUUGGGAACCCUCUCGAUGGGGUGGGUGAGCCUAAAAGCACAAAAGGAGAGUCCUUUUCAAACCAUGUGUGCAUCUCAAUAGUCUUACAUAGCUUCCUCUCCAAAUCUUUCACGCCAAUGCAGAUGAAUGAACAGAGAUGGGGGGUGGGAAGGGCACUAGACUUUUGAGAUGCACCCCAGAAGGAAUUAAAUCAGAUAUAAAGCUAUAUUUGGAUCUGCCACCAGAGGUCAGAUUUGCACUGCACAGAGCAUCAUCUUUCCUUAUUCCUUUAGUCAAAAGGAAACAUGGAAAGUUAGGCAUGACCUUAAGAAGUUAUAUCUAACAGUUAAAACUACUUAGGGUUUAAUUUUCUUUCUUUUAGACACCAGCUUCAUUCGUCUCCGAGAAAAGCGAACCUUCUGUUGUUUUUGCUGUAAGGAGGUAGAAAGAUUUGCUCUGUCGUCGAUCUAACCUGUGGUCAAACGGUCCAGUCGGUUUGUGUUAGGUCCAUGACGGACCUGCUUAUAAAGCGGUACUAUUGACAAUAUGUUUGAGUAUGUGUUAACAUGCAAAUGUUAGGCCAACAUUUAUAGUUUCUGUUUUUUCUGUAUGUAUGUGUGUGUUUAUGUAUACAACUUUACAUUAAACAUUUUGUAAAGGUACGGUUAUAACGUAACUCUAUACUUAAUUAAUUUUAUUUAUUGUGCUCUAUUUUUUAUACUUUUUAUCGAAUUGUUUUUUUUGUAAGUUGCAUAUCAAAACCACAUUUUUUUUUUUUAACUUUAUUGUUUAGCCACAUUUUACAGCUGUGUGACUACAUGAAGUCUACAUAUCCAUCACAUGACUGCUGUAUUGUACUUUCUGGGUAAGGGUACUGCAUUUGCCACAUGUUAUGUGACCCUGUAUCCCCCCCUCCCCAAAAUACCAGCAACUGGUUUGGAUGUCUUAUGCAGGACUUUAUGUAGUCAUGUUUUAUGUCUAUUCACUUCUUGCACUGCUCAGUUUGGCACAUGUCAUUUUCUUUCCCAGGCACAGUUUGACUACAUGUCCGUCAAUGGGAAUAAAACAACGGUUGAAGGCUCAUGACCACUUUGUAAAAAAAACUGUUAAUAAAACCUUUGUAAAAGUUGUAAUGGAGAGAACGAAUGACGUUGAGAACUAUGAUGGCAGAGAAAGUAGUAACGUAUAAAACUACAAAAGACUUGCAUUUAAAGUAACAGUGGGUCAAUUAAAAUAACAGUAUUAUGA